AGCUGACGGCCGAGGCGCUGGGGGCGGCGGUGAGGGGCGGGCGCCGCCACUCGCAGUUGGCCGCCGCCGCCGCUGCCGUGCAGGAGCCGCCGCCGGGCCGGAGGCCGAGCCGCCGCCAUGCCCUCGGAGAAGAGCUUCAAGCAGCGCCGCACCUUCGAGCAAAGAGUUGAAGAUGUACGGCUGAUUCGAGAGCAGCAUCCUACCAAAAUACCGGUGAUCAUUGAACGGUACAAGGGGGAGAAGCAGCUUCCAGUUCUGGAUAAGACCAAGUUCCUGGUGCCGGAUCAUGUCAACAUGAGCGAGCUAAUCAAAAUUAUCAGGCGACGCCUGCAGCUGAACUCCAACCAGGCGUUCUUCCUGCUGGUGAACGGACACAGCAUGGUGAGCGUCUCCACGCCCAUAUCCGAGGUGUACGAGAGCGAGAAGGACGAGGACGGCUUCCUCUACAUGGUGUACGCCUCUCAGGAGACUUUCGGAGCGCAACCUUCCGUUUAGGACACGCGAGCGGCUUCUGGCCUAGGAUCCUGGUUUAAACUCGGCCGUCACCCCCACUCCUCCCCACACACACCCCAGGGAAAGAAACGGAUGUCACCUCCGCUCUCAGUACCUUAGCAUAGUCUUGCUUUAGCAGGUGUCUUAUCUUCCCUUGCCUUGUUUGUGACUAUUAAACAGUACAGACGAGCACCUCCAGCUUUGAAACCUGCUGUAAUAUUCCACACAGGCACAUUUACAUUUCUGGACUCUAUGAAUGGAACCCAAUUGUGCAUGUGACAAUUGCAAAGAAAGGGACACUCGAUUGACUUUAACAAGCAAACAGGCACCAGUGAGGAGCUAAAGUGUUGCGUGUGACAGUUUUCUGGAGAAUCUCCCCGUGAUUCCGUAAAGCUAUAUAAAUAUAUUUUCUUUUUUUUUAAAAUGGGAAGGCUUCUAAUGAGAGCGAGUUAUGUUAUAACGUUCCAAAGCUUUGUCUUCUGCAGCUCGAUGAGGUUGGUGUCAGUGCUGCAGCGCGUUAAGGCAAGCGCUUGGGGUGAGCUGGGGGAGCACAACUCUUUUUGUCUCCCGUUCUUGUGGCACUGCCGACUUAGGAAACGGUGCCAGUUUCUGAAAUAACUCAUACCAAACACCACAGCUUUAUUGUAGUUUUAGGAAGUGUUAACUGUAAAAAAAAACAAAACAAAAAUACAACACCACCUGGACAGGUAACGUUGAAAUAAACUCCAGUCUGCUAUGAAGUUCCAAUGCCUGUGUGAGACACUGUAUGUCCCUAGGGGCUUGCUUCCAAAAGAAGCCAUUCCCUCGCCCCGCAGAGCGUGCGGGGAGCAGGGAGCCGAGGGAGCCAGCACGGGCAGCGCCCGCAACGCUCACGGCUGCUUUGCACCCUGCAGCCCGGCACUGGACUCAGCCGUGCUACUGGAAGGACGACCCCUUGCUGCCCAGCCAUUCUGUCACUUCUUUUGCAUGUUACCGCCGGCGGGGUCAGGGAGAUCUGCUCCUAGCAGCAUUUUAUUUUUUUUUUUGACGUCCAGGAGUUGCUGUCGAGAUUUGACGAACAAAUGAGUUUAUUUCUUACCAUCGCUGACGUCUCCUGCCGCUUGCAUGGGGUUUGGCAAAGCUUGGUGUCGCUCCUUGCCCUGAGCGGGGAGGCAGCCUGUGCAGAGGAAAGGUAUCUGGUAGGACCUGUGUUUUUCCUCUAGGUUGUUGUCAAGUGAAGUGUAGCAGGAUGCGAUUACUCGUGUAUAUUCUGUGUCUGUGAACUAACUACAUCUGUUACUGGAAGCUAACUUACUAUAAGGGGGGAAAAAGAAGCAAUACUACUGCGUCUUGGCACUCUAGCUCAAUAAGGUGUACAAUUUGUACCUACCUACACCUCUUUGCAUGAAUCUUGGUCACGAUGCUUACUUCAAAUUUUUUAAUGUUCUUUGUGUUUUUAUUCCGGCGUAAACUUUUAAAUGCAGCUUGUUCUAUGUUUAGUUCUGUUUGUGUAAGAAAUUGUUUAACUCAUAACUGACAACCAUACUUGUAAUUACAACGUGAUUGACUGAUAUUCCUGUACAAAUGUUGCUUUUUUAAAAUUAAUACAGUGCUGAUAUGGAUGGAUUACAUCCCAACUUCA
Anas platyrhynchos (mallard) is the source of this 2113-nucleotide messenger RNA. RefSeq names its product microtubule associated protein 1 light chain 3 beta (gene MAP1LC3B). The record is from RefSeq and is a predicted model, not a curated record. NCBI's taxonomy places the organism in Eukaryota, Metazoa, Chordata, Aves, Anseriformes, Anatidae.